Messenger RNA from Biomphalaria glabrata, 598 nucleotides. Its product is annotated as putative adhesion G protein-coupled receptor E4P. NCBI's taxonomy places the organism in Eukaryota, Metazoa, Mollusca, Gastropoda, Planorbidae. The record is from RefSeq and is a predicted model, not a curated record. The transcript has 2 exons. Bases 56 to 598 code for a protein of 180 amino acids.
GUACUAAAUCUAGUUUUCAUUUUAAAAAAAUCAUUAUAGAAAAGUAAACAUAGUGAUGUUUUUAACCUUUGUCCUUAGCUUCAGGUCGAGCACAAUGUGUACAGUUCUUGGUGUGGUGACUCACUUCCUGUGGUUGUGGAUGUUCUCCUGGAGUUUCCUCUGCAGUUACCACAUGUUUCAAGUUUUUACUUCCAGCACCAGAAGAACCUCGUCACUGCAGGACUUGUUCAUGGCCUGGAAGAAAAUCUUGUUUUCACUGACCUGUCCUUCAGCCAUCAUCUUGACCACUGUUGUUGGUAGUUAUGUGGAAUCAGCAGGAAAGGAAAUAGGCUAUGGAAGAUUUAGCUGUUACUUAAAUUCAACUUUACUUGUAGGUCUUACGGUGGCUGGGCCGCUAUCUCUAGUCACGCUGACCAAUGUGGUGUUUUUCACCAAAGCCGUACACAAGAUUCACAGCGUACGUAAAUUGCAGUCUAUCAUCAAGAAGGAAGAGCAGAACAUUGAAUGGCAAAUCUAUGUCAAGUUGUCCUCUGUGACAGGAGCUUUCUGGACAGUCGCCAUUGUGGCCGCUGCCUUGAACAAUAGCAUCCUUCAGUAA